Molecule: messenger RNA, 1218 nt
Organism: Oreochromis niloticus (Nile tilapia)
Lineage: Eukaryota; Metazoa; Chordata; Actinopteri; Cichliformes; Cichlidae
Gene: urp2
Product: urotensin II-related peptide
Exons: 6
Coding region: 214-834 (206 amino acids)
Biological process (GO): regulation of blood pressure; blood vessel diameter maintenance
Cellular component (GO): extracellular region
Molecular function (GO): hormone activity
Source: RefSeq, a predicted model, not a curated record
GACACCAGAUUCACAAAACAAUACAGCUGACACCAAACACACAAAGCUUGCCGCCAAACUCUCCAAAUGUCACCGACCCAUUGAGGAGGAAGGGCUGGGCUAGAUGGCCUUUCAGGUCAGUCAUUGGUUGAUGCUGAGAAAUAAGCCUGAUGCUCUGGGACAAACCAAGGAUUAUAAAAGCGAGCCACAUUGCUAAACAGAGCAGCAGUUUUGAUGGGGAUGGCGUUAGUCCUGCUCGUUCUGAUGAUUCUAGGGAUGCAAGUGGAAGCAGCAGCUGAUGAAAGAGGCUUUGUGAAACAACCACGUUCCCUUCGUAGUCUUUUUCAUGUCUCAGCUGUUCCACAGAAGACCUUAGCAUUCAAUUCAAACCAAUACCUGAAGCACUGGCUCCUCAAAAGCACAGCAGCUCAACAUGAUGGUACAGCACAAACCACUGACCAAAGUGCUACAAGAACUAUUGCAGAUACCAAGUCCAAGCAACCAAGAGUCAACAGCAACACAGCUGGUCCUGGUACACAAGCCAAGCUGCAGAAGAUGGUCUCAGCCCUGGAGGAAUUUCACCGGGCAUUUAACAGAACCCGGAGCUCACAGCUUACCAUCAUGCCACGAGUAAGCAGCAGAAAUUCUGGGGGAAAAGAUAAAGUGCUCACUGCUGCUGAAGGAGCGGUGAAUCCCACCACUGCGUGCCCAGUACUACUUGACAGCACUGCAUCCAAAGCCAGUGCAGACGUCAUCCCAAGCCUGACUGGUCGAAACUUUAGGAAGUCCUUCCCACCACAGACCAAGAAGACCAACAAAAGAGUGUGUUUCUGGAAGUAUUGCUCUCAGAAAUGACAGCUUUCCAGCCGCGGCUCACUUUUGUGUCUCAUCUUCUUCCUUUCGCUCAUCUCCCCUUCCAUCUACCCAAGCAUGUGUCUCCAUUUUUUAUUCAUCCUCAUCCUCUUCUGUAUCUCCUGCCUGACUUCUGAGUGCUAAGAAACUGUGGCUAUGACAACAGAAAGAUCUUCAUGCUGAACCAGGCCGGCGCCAGCCUUUACUUGGACCUUUUCAUUCAUGCAUCAACUAACAAGACAGACCAGUCAAAGCAAACCUUGUGCGCCCUUGGUCAAGACACACACACACUCGUUAACCCUUACGCUCCUUUAUAAGACAGACACGCGUCAGUUUUUCAAUGUGUGUGCCAUAUUUUAAAUAAAGUUUAUCAUUUGCAUAGCAAAU